AUGUCGCGGCCAUGGAGGCCCAACCGACCCCAUGUUGCGAAACGCAAUCGUGUCGUGCCAGUACCUGACGACAGUGUACGUUCCCGGGACGCUUCCCGAGACACCCGUCACUCACACAACCACCGCUGCGCCUCGGAGAUGGAUCCCCGGACCCCGGACCAGUUCCGCUACUUGAACCAGCCGACGCAAUUUGAUGAUCGACUGGGAGACGCCUACGGUAAGCUAGCUUAUUCUUGUCGUUCUAGCCGUUACUUGACGCGGUUGACCAUUGAACAAGACCCCGAAUACCAACAAAUCAUUGCCGGUUUAUCGAGACACACCGCCCCACACAUGACAGAGAGACAUGGUACUGCGCCUGUUGUUCACGGUAUACGCCUCGUCAACUUACGAGAGGCCCUGCCAGACAAGUUCCGCGCCCUGUUCCCCUUUGAAUUUUUCAACGCAGUACAGUCCAAGUGCUUCGAGGCAGUGUACAAGACCAACAACAAUGUGGUGGUCUCGGCACCCACCGGUAGUGGAAAGACUGCCAUCCUCGAGUUGGCAAUUUGCAAACUUGCUCUCGAUCGCGGCCACGAAAACUUCAAGAUUGUGUACCAAGCACCCACCAAGGCCUUGUGUGCCGAAAAGGCCCGCGAUUGGGAAAAGAAGUUUGGCCACAUGAAGCUCAAGUGCGCUGAGCUCACCGGGGACACUUCCCAGGCCGAGAUGCGGCGCGUUGGCGAUGCUUCGAUCAUUGUUACCACCCCAGAGAAGUGGGAUUCGAUUACACGAAAAUGGCAAGACCAUCGCAGGCUUCUGCAGCUGGUCGAGCUAUUCCUCAUCGACGAGGUUCAUAUUCUCAAGGAUGUCCGCGGCGCCACGUUGGAAGCAGUCGUUUCCCGCAUGAAGACCAUUGGAACCAAUGUUCGAUUUAUCGCUUUGAGCGCCACCGUUCCCAACUCGGAUGAUAUUGCCCAAUGGCUUGGCCGGGACCAUACCAACCAGCACCUGCCGGCACUGCGAGAGACAUUUGGUGAAGAGUUCAGGCCUGUCAAACUGCAAAAGUUCGUUUAUGGAUACGAGUGCAACGGCAACGAGUUCAUCCUUGAUAAGCUGCUUGACUCCAAACUCCCCAACCUGAUUGCCAGGCACUCUCAACAGAAGCCCAUACUGGUGUUUUGCUUCACACGGAAAUCCUGCGAGUCAACGGCCAGUCUGCUGGCCGAAUAUGCUGCUGCCAGGCCAAAUACGAAGCUGUGGCCUGCCCCCAAAGGCCGGAUCCCCGUCAUCAGCCGAGAGCUGCAGGAGAUUGUCAAAUUGGGUGUGGCAUUUCACCAUGCCGGUCUCGAUGUUCAAGAUCGAGGUGCUGUUGAGCAGUCAUUUCUCAAGGGAGAACUAGGUGUCAUAUGUUGCACGUCGACAUUGGCCGUUGGCAUUAACCUGCCAUGCCACACGGUUGUGUUGAAAGGAACAAUGGGCUACGCGGAUGACAAGCUUCAGGAGUACUCUGAUCUCGAGGUGAUGCAAAUGCUAGGUCGAGCGGGACGCCCCCAAUUUGAUGACAGCGCCACUGCCAUCAUCCUGACCAAGGCCGGCAACAAGGCACGGUACGAAAAGAUGGUGUCCGGACAAGAAAUUCUCGAGAGUACGCUUCAUCUCAACCUGAUCGAACACCUCAACUCCGAGAUAGGCCUGGGCACCAUCCACGAUCUCGCGUCUGCAAAGAAGUGGCUUAGCGGCACGUUCUUGAGCGUCCGGCUUCGACGCAACCCAAGCUUUUACCACUUGACUGGCAGUAAUUGCAAUCCCAGCCAGAUCGACGCCAAGCUGGAAGAGAUAUGCGAGCGCGACAUUAAGCAACUGCAAGAUGCCCAGUGUGUUACCGACAACGAGACAUUCAAGUCAACCUACUACGGCCGCGCCAUGUCCAAGUAUAUGGUUGAGUUUUCCACAAUGAAGAUGCUGUUGCAGAUUCCCAAGGCUGUCAAGAUGGGCGCACUGCUCACCAUCCUUUCACAAGCCAGCGAGUUCAAAGAGUUUCGUUUCAAGCCCGCCGAGAGGCCUUUGUUUCGCGAGAUGAACCAGUCCCCCCUCAUCGUCUAUCCAAUCAAGGAAGCGGUCACGCAAACAUGGCACAAGAUCUCCUUGAUGGUUCAGGCCCAUUUGGGAAGCGUUCAAUACCCCGACUCGGCCGAUGCAGCCAAGGCUCGACGUCAACUGGUCUUGGAGCGCAAAAUCGUGUUUGAGCGACUCAACCGCCUUGUCCACGCCGUGAUUGACUGCAAAGGAAACGACUAUGAUGCGAUUGGCAUGAAGAAUGCCCUCGAGCUUGCGAGAGCCCUCGCUGCAGAGUCAUGGGAAGGUCGGGUGACACAACUGACCCAGGUACCCAGCAUUGGGCCCGUUGGGAUGCGUAAGCUUGCCAGCAAAGGCAUCCGGACAGUGUUGGAACUCGCCGACAUGGACAGCGUCGACAUUGAGAGAUUGAUGGCUCGGCAGACCCCCUUCGGAAUGACUAUCAAGAGCUCUCUUGAAAAGUUUCCCCGGUUGAGCUUCGAUCUGGAGCUAGUCAGCCACAAGUCUCAACCUAAUCCAACAGGCGUCACCGUUGGGGUGGAAAUUAGGGCUAACCUACGGUAUUUGAAUCGACUCGGUCCACCGUAUUGGAAGAAGAAGACACCUGACAUCAACUUCCUGGCCGAAACUACCAGCGGGACUCUUUCGUUCUUUUGGCGAGGCAGCAUGAGGAAGCUGGAGGUCAGCAAAGAGACAGGGUACGAAUUGAAGUUCUGGGUUGGUCUCCAAAAUGUUGAUGACGACAUUGUGUGUCACUUUACUUGCGAGGAGAUUGUUGGGACGAUGAUAUCCAAGACACUGAAACACAACAUUCCUGCCUCAGCAUUUCCCAAGCAAGCCGCUUUCUCCACCGUGCCCCCGAGCUGGGCUCCGCCAGCGACAGCCAAGUUCACUCAACCACGGACGAUUGAUGGCAGCAAUGAUGCUGAUAAAAUGGACGAGCUGGACGAUGGUGGUAUUGACGACUCUGACUUCAUUCUCGCCGCUGAGCAGGCGGCCGCUCGGUUAGCACUGCGCCCACAGUCAUCAUUCACCACGCCAUCUAUCCAAGCACCCAGGUUUAUGAUGGAGGGCCAAAAAGACGCUCAGGCGGAACAGUAUCCAGGAAUCCAUGAGUUGGUCGAGAUGGCACAGGAAGAGGGUUCCUCUCAACCCGAGUCCGAUACAUCCCCCCCAGUCCAGCUUCCAAGCGGAAAGUGGCAGUGUAAUCAUAACUGUGCGGGUGGGACUCUCACAAAGACGGGCAAGCCAUGCACUCACAGAUGUUGCAAAGAGGGACUUGACAAGCCACGAAAGCGGGCACCGCCCAAACCAAAGGUCAAGCGCACGGCCGAGGAGGCCUGGGAUGGUUCUAAGAAUUCCCCUCAAGCUUCGGGCGAUAGGAAGCGGCCCAAGAUUGAGUCGGUAUCACGGCCCGGUGCCACUCAACAGGCACCAGGCAUCCGCCCGCCUGUUCGGUCUGUCGUAGUAGACUGGAAUGCGUACGGGUUCACAGAGGAGGAUCUGGAGUGUAUCGAUCUUUCAUCCUAUACCGAUGAUGAAGGCGAUCCGGCUACCACCAAGUCGGAGCAGAAUGUAAUAACAAAGUCCAAGCCCAAACGAGCAAAUGAAGUCCGUACAGCCGCACAACCUCCUCACCAUUCAGAGACGGACGAUGAGGCCGACUUGCCCAGUCUGGACGAGCUUUGUGCAGCGAACACUUCAGCCAUACGGAAAACGCCCGGUGCGGCCUGGCCGCGGUUUCAAAUGCCUUCCACAAAUCCAACGGCCUUCAGACCUGGCGCCUCUGACGUGGUGUUGUUUGAAGGCAUUGCCAAAAAGUUUGAAAUUUCAAACACCUGCAAGGACUUGAACUCUGAUGAGGGUGAUACACCCUACCCUAGCAGUUCGCCAAUGUUUGUGGACCAAGAAUCGCCAGCAAGCUCGAAUAUGUCGACGAACGAAACUAUGGCGGUCACUCGCGAAAAGCAAAUGAAGGAGGAGGUUCGGUCUGGCAGGCCCUCGUGGCCGGACGGCUUGCCCGACUGGGUGAAGGUCGACUCCAAUAGGGAGAUUGUGGAUUUCUUUGGGCCGUGUGUAACAUAUGUAUGA
This is a messenger RNA of Podospora anserina S mat+, 4146 nucleotides long. RefSeq lists its product as uncharacterized. Gene Ontology annotation, molecular function: ATP binding; nucleic acid binding. Lineage: Eukaryota; Fungi; Ascomycota; Sordariomycetes; Sordariales; Podosporaceae. Bases 1 to 4146 code for a protein of 1381 amino acids. The transcript has 4 exons. The record is from RefSeq and is a predicted model, not a curated record.